Molecule: messenger RNA, 550 nt
Organism: Cataglyphis hispanica
Lineage: Eukaryota; Metazoa; Arthropoda; Insecta; Hymenoptera; Formicidae
Gene: Muted
Product: biogenesis of lysosome-related organelles complex 1 subunit 5
Exons: 4
Coding region: 92-550 (152 amino acids)
Cellular component (GO): BLOC-1 complex; transport vesicle
Source: RefSeq, a predicted model, not a curated record
ACAAUCAGUGCAGUGGCCCAAUCUAGUCAUGUGACGACGAAGGUGUGCCUUACAGUGCACCGUCUGUUUUCACUCCUCGCCUGAUCCAGACAUGGCGUCUAUAAUCAAAGACACGGGCGAAAUCUGGAGCCGAUUAUUCGACCAUCGUCCGUUCAUCCAAGGAGAGAUCACAUUCUUUUUGCGAGAGUUCCAGGAAAAAAGAGCUGAUAGAGAAGUGGAACGUCUUUUUAAAAUUCUUGAAUAUUCAACAGAAUUGAAAGAAAGUCAGUUAGAUCGCACUGAACAACUUGGAGAUUGUCAUUUACCUAGUCUUAAAGCAAAUGUGGAUGUUGCACUGAGUAUGUGUAGCCGCGUUUUACAAAGAGAAGAAAAUUUUGAUAGUGAGAGUGUUUUGAAUGAAAACAGAUUAGCCAGAAGAAAGGAGUGGGAAAAAUUCAUAAAUGAUAUGAGUGAUAAAUGUGAAAGAGUAGAUCAAACUUUCCAAGAAAAAGAAAACGAGAUACAAGAAUUCUAUCUUGAUUUAGAAAAGAAGUUACACAUUACCCCAUAA